GACGCCGUGAUUAUGUGAUACCGGAAUGAAGGAGGACGCCGAACUUAUCUCCAUGGUCCUUUGACGCCCUGUGUAGUGGGAUAUGGCCGAAGUUGUGGACGUUAAGAAGAUCAUGAAGAUUGGAUUUGCUCAUUUAACAUCUUCCUGUUUUGUGUUGUCGAUUGAGAUUCCAUUUGAUCCAUCGUCUAGGAAUAUCUAUACAGUACUGUUACCUCAAACAUCUUUUCAUCAUGGAUACAUUAGGGUCGUCGUUGAAGGAAGCUGUGAACGGUAUCAAGUCGGAUUUCCCAUGGAGCAAAACCAACCUCCCCAAGCAGUUGUACAUCAACAACCAGUAUGUCAACUCCAAGAACAGCAAGAAGAUGGAGCUCUUCAACCCAAAGGACGCAUCUCCAGUAGCCGACGACAUCCCCCUCGGCGGACAAGAGGACGUCGACGCCGCCGUGGCAGCAGCAGAAGCCGCUUUCCCCAAGUGGAAAAAGACGCUUCCGACCGUGAGGCGAGACAUGCUCAACAAACUCGCCGAUUUGGUCGAGCAGCACGGUCAGGUUCUGGCGGACAUUAACCGUCUCACUCUCGGCGCACCGUGGGCAACCUUUGGGAGCUUGGAGAUUAAGAUGGCCAGUGACAGUCUGAGGUACUUUGCGGGCUGGACGGAUAAGUUUCCCGGCGAGACGUACCCUCAGGAAGAUGGCUUCUUGAAGAUUGUUCGCAACGAGCCAAUUGGCGUUUGCUGUGGAAUAAUUCCCUGGAAUGGCCCUGUUGGGAUCAUUGGCGUGAAGGCUGGUCCCGCGCUUGCAAUGGGCAACUGUUUCAUCUUGAAGCCAUCGGAGAAGACGCCGCUUGCAGCUCUGGCCUUCGGUACCCUCAUCGAACAGGCCGGGUUCCCGCCGGGCGUUUUCCAAAUCGUCUCUGGCGAUGGGAGCACAGGAGCACUUUUAGCUAGCCACAUGAAGGUGCGCAAGAUCAGCUUCACAGGCUCGACCAACACAGGCCGCAAGAUCCAGGAGAUGGCGGCCAAGAGCAACAUGAAGCGCGUGACGCUCGAGCUUGGCGGAAAGUCGCCCGCAGUCGUCUUCAAGGACUGUAACCUCGAGAACGCAAUCACCUGGUGCGCGAAUGCCAUCACGGCGAAUACGGGACAGGUGUGCAUCGCUGCGAGUAGGGUGUAUGUCGAGGCGCCGAUCUACGAUGAGUUCCUCGCUGGGUAUAAGAAGGCCAUGGAGGAGAAGCUCAAGGGCGUCGGUGACCCGGACGCUGAGGGAACUACCAUCGGCCCACUGGUUGAUAAAGCUCAGUUUGAGAGGGUUCAAGGCUUCAUUGAGCGUGGUCAGCAAGGUCAAGGGACACUUUUGGUUGGUGGAGGCCGAGUUGGUGAGAAGGGCUACUAUGUCGAGCCCACCGUCUUCGAGGGCGUGGCGCAAGAUGCAGAGAUAGCUCGGAAUGAAAUCUUUGGGCCAGUGUCCAUCAUCAACAAGUUCGAGACCGAGGAGGAGAUCAUUGAGAAGGCCAAUGAUACAAACUUCGGGCUCAUGGCUGGCGUCUUCAGUCAAGACAUCAAUCGUUGCUUGAGAGUUGCUUCAGAGAUUGACAGUGGCAUGGUGGGAAUCAACUGUAUCAGUCUGGUGUUCGUGACAGCGCCGUUUGGUGGUACCAAGGAGAGUGGGCUGGGUCGGGAGGGCGCGAUCAAUGCGCUGAGGACGUUCACGGAGCCCAAGACUGUCAUGGUAAACUUGACGUACUGAGGAGACAAUGAUAGCCGUACAUCAUUGUGUAUUCCGAAUAGCGGGUCAUGUCAUUACUACUGCCCUAUGACCGCAGCUACACGGCGCCUAUCCCAUCUUCAUGUCUCAUCGGGUCGUCUCUAAAGCUCUCGCACGUCAUGAGGAGUGAUGGUAUCCUAUGAUCUAGCCAUAUUCUAACAACCCAUCAUCUCAGAUCUUGGACUGUCUUCCAGCAACUAGGCGCGCCCCUCCAUCGACCUCGAUGACCACGCCAUUCCUGCCCAAGAGGAUCAGUAUGGAACAUUUGAACCCAUCGGAACCGCACUUACACGUAUUUCGCUGCUUGAGAAC
Messenger RNA from Colletotrichum phormii, 2075 nucleotides. RefSeq names its product aldehyde dehydrogenase. The transcript is spliced from 5 exons. The record is from RefSeq and is a predicted model, not a curated record. Bases 231 to 1745 code for a protein of 504 amino acids. Gene Ontology annotation, molecular function: aldehyde dehydrogenase (NAD+) activity. NCBI's taxonomy places the organism in Eukaryota, Fungi, Ascomycota, Sordariomycetes, Glomerellales, Glomerellaceae.